CUCGCUGGCUGGACGCACCACUGCUGAGUGGGUGCCGUGGGCUCAAUCCCUCCAAACGCCGUCCCGACGACUUUUAUUACUCACGUCGACUCUCAUCGCUUUUUAUCAACCUCAUCGCUCAUUGAUUGAUUCAUUGAGCCCGCUGACCAUCACUCACCCUCCCGCCCCCGUCCUCCGUGCCAUAUAUACACGCGCUGCACGGCGCAAUCGCAUCCCGUUUACGUUUUACGCAAAACGCCUGAGCCAGCCGGGGGUGGCCAGGAAAACGUGCGCUGCAUCUGCGGCCCCCGUGGGCGCCCACGCUUGACGAACCCCCAGACGUACCUCCUCACUCACCCGGCUGCGUCUGAGACCUCGCGCCGGGAUCGGCGUCUCAAGGUCCGUCGAACCGAGCAUCGUCGCCAAACACCCCGACGACACACACAACACACCGGGAGUGGGGAAGCCAGCGAGCAAUUGACUCGCAGCCAUGGGGAGUUCCACGUAUAGCAACGCCUCCGACCUGGGCUGGGUCGUCCAGAAGUUUGGGGGCACCAGCGUGGGCAAGUUUCCAGACAAGAUCGCCCGUGAUAUCGUCAAGGCGAGCCUGUCGCGGAACCGUGUCGUCGUAGUCUGCUCAGCCCGCAGCACGGGGAAGAAGGCCGAAGGCACGACGAGUCGGUGAGUCUUUCUCAUCCAUGGCGCAGCCGCGAACCCCCUUCGCGCAGCCUUCUUCUUCUCACACUCGCCGCCCCUCCCCAGGUUACUAGGCGUCUACAACAAGCUGCAGCACGUCGCUCUCGCCUACGCCGCCAGCACGGAUGAGGACCCGGACACGCUCAUAGAGCAGGCCAAGAGCCUCAUCAUGGACAUUUGCAACGACCACAUCUUCGCCGCCGAGUCCUUCGUCAAGGAUACCAGCCUCCGCAGCGGCCUCGCCAAGAAGAUUGAGUCCGAGUGCCAGGAGCUCAUCGAGUACAUCAUUGCCGCCAAGCGCUUCAACCUCGAGAUCAACUCAAGAGCAAAGGACCGUGUCAUUAGCUUUGGCGAGAAGCUAGCCUGCCUCUACAUGACGGUGCUCUUGCAGGACGCGGGCGUGGACGCCGAGUACGUCGACCUGUGCGACGCGCUGCAUCACGACGCCGCGGCGCACUUGGACGCGUCCUUUUACAAGUCUGCCAUCGCCGCCUUCUCAAGAAAACUGGCCGCCUGCGAGGGCCGGGUGCCUGUCGUGACGGGCUUCUUUGGCAACGUCCCCGGCAGCCUCAUUGACGGCGACAUCGGGCGCGGUUACACUGACCUUUGCGCUGCGCUGUGUGCAGUAGCGCUCAAGGCGCAGGAGCUCCAGAUCUGGAAGGAGGUCGACGGCAUCUUCACCGCCGAUCCGUCCAAGGUGCCCACGGCGAGGCUGCUGCCGUCCAUCACGCCCUCGGAAGCGGCCGAGUUGACCUUCUACGGCUCCGAAGUCAUCCACCACCUCACCAUGGACCAGGUCAUCCGGGCGCAGCCCCCGAUACCGAUCCGCAUCAAAAACGUCAAGAAUCCUCGCGGCAACGGCACCAUCGUCAUCCCCGACCCCAUGAUGUCGGCGAGCCACCAGCUGCGACGGGCACGGCCGUCGGGCGCGCCGCUGCCACCCAAGAGCCCCAAGCGGCCGACGGCGGUGACCAUCAAGGACCACAUCAGUGUCAUCAACGUGCACUCCAACAAGCGAUCCAUCUCCCACGGCUUCUUCGCGCGCGUCUUCUCGAUCCUCGACAAGCAUUCCAUCUCGGUGGACCUCAUCUCGACCUCUGAGGUGCACGUGUCGCUGGCCAUACACUCGGGCAGCACGCGGGUCGACGCCUUUGCCAACGCCAAGCAGAGCCUGGCCGAGUGCGGCGAGGUCAGCGUCUUGUCGGACAUGGCGAUUCUGAGCCUCGUGGGCGCCGACAUGAAGAACAUGAUUGGCGUCGCUGGCAAGAUGUUUUCGACGCUCGGCGAGCACAACGUCAACUUGGAGAUGAUUUCACAGGGCGCAAGCGAGAUCAACAUAUCAUGCGUUAUCGACUCCCGAGACGCCACCCGGGCCAUGAAUGUCUUGCACACGCACCUGUUUACGUUUCUGGAAUGAAUGUGAACAGCAAGCGCCGCGGGCUGGUGCGGUGGUUCGGGCUAGAGGGCACGGCAUGUUGGAUGGGCUUGCCGACUGAUUACUGACUGCAUCAUAUCUCAACGGGGCCGGUGUCUCGGCGGGAAAAGUAGCUCAAGCGCGCGUGGUUGGGCCAGCAAAAGACCCGGGCGUGGGUGGGUGGUCA
Molecule: messenger RNA, 2276 nt
Organism: Purpureocillium takamizusanense
Lineage: Eukaryota; Fungi; Ascomycota; Sordariomycetes; Hypocreales; Ophiocordycipitaceae
Product: Aspartate kinase
Exons: 5
Coding region: 845-2092 (415 amino acids)
Molecular function (GO): aspartate kinase activity
Source: RefSeq, a predicted model, not a curated record